CCCUCCGCAACAUCUUCGUCAGCAUCCCCUUGCCCACUUUCUCUCUCCAUUCUUCCACCAUGAGUACCACGACAACGGUUACCGAAACGCCAAAGAUUACGGCUGAGAAUGUCGCAACGCUCUUUCCCGAUGUCGACACUUCGCUUGCUCGUGAGGUGCUCCCGACCGCGACAAAUGCCCCUGCCGCUGGGUCCAGCGACGAUCUCGCCGGUUACGAUGAGGAACAAGUUCGUUUGAUGGACGAAGUGUGCAUUGUUCUGGAUGAGGAUGAUAAGCCCAUCGGUAGUGCCAGCAAGAAGACCUGCCACUUGAUGACGAACAUUGAUCGCGGCCUUCUUCACCGGGCUUUCUCGGUUUUCCUCUUCGACUCCAACAACCGUCUGCUCCUCCAACAGCGCGCCUCCGAGAAGAUCACAUUCCCUGACAUGUGGACGAACACCUGCUGCUCCCAUCCGCUGGGCAUCCCCGGCGAGACCGGCUCCGAGCUCGAUGCGGCCAUCCUCGGCGUCAAGCGCGCGGCGCAGCGGAAAUUGGAACAGGAGCUGGGCAUCAAGCCGGAGCAGGUACCGCUGGACAAGUUUGAGUUCUUCACCAGAAUUCACUACAAGGCGCCUAGUGAUGGCAAGUGGGGAGAGCAUGAGAUUGAUUACAUCCUCUUCAUCCAAGCCGACGUCGAUCUGAACAUCAACCCCAACGAGAUCCGUGAUACCUGCUACGUCUCCGCCGACGAGCUGAAGCAGAUGUUCGAGAAGCCCGGUCUCAAGUUCACGCCCUGGUUCAAGCUUAUCUGCAACUCGAUGCUGUUCGAGUGGUGGAGCCACCGCGGCUCUCCCUCCCUGGAGUCUUACAAGAACGAGAAGGGCAUUCGUCGGAUGUAAAGGUGUGGGCGAUGAGACUUGGUGACGGAUUCGUUUGCAUUUGCAUAUCUAUCUUAAUAUUCCUGUUGUCGCUGCUGUGCUCGGUUCCCCACAGACAGUGUUUCUUGAGGCUUCGGUUAUUUUCUUUCUUUAUUCCCCCUUCAAUGCUACAUGGCUAGCGGUUCGAUGCUCUACUAUGAGCCAAGCACAUAUUCUAUUGUGGUUUCAAAC
Molecule: messenger RNA, 1088 nt
Organism: Aspergillus homomorphus CBS 101889
Lineage: Eukaryota; Fungi; Ascomycota; Eurotiomycetes; Eurotiales; Aspergillaceae
Gene: idi1
Product: isopentenyl-diphosphate delta-isomerase IDI1
Exons: 3
Coding region: 60-878 (272 amino acids)
Biological process (GO): isoprenoid biosynthetic process; isopentenyl diphosphate biosynthetic process
Cellular component (GO): cytoplasm
Molecular function (GO): isopentenyl-diphosphate delta-isomerase activity
Source: RefSeq, a predicted model, not a curated record